UCUGAUCAUUUCCUUGAUAGGAAGAAAGAGACGACGUCUGGCGGCCCUUGGGGAAAGAGGUGGGGCUUCUGCUUGUCUUUCAACUUCUAAGGAAGCCAGGCUUCUAAAAAGCGGGCCUUGAGCGAGCAGCCAAUAGGCACUCUUUUUCUGGACUUGUGGGGCGUUCACUCGGAGAGUGGGGAGGUGGCAUGCGUUUGCCAAUCGGAGGAGGCAGGGGCUGGCCGAGAACAGGCGGCGACCAAUAGACAAGGCCGGUCAGAGCGCGCUCCCUUAGUAGGUGGAUGGUGGUCGGAGCGCCGGCUCCGUUCUCCUAGUCGCCAUUUUGUGCUGCUGAUUGCGGCCGGCUACGAGUAGGCGGCAGUGACUUUCCCUGUGGGGGCGUCGCGCUUGGCGCCUCUCCCCUCCCCCGCUCCUCCGUUCCGCCCGCAGCCGUGGACUUGAUUGUGGUGCGCACGGGCCUCUGGUGAGCUAGGAGAGUUGGAAGAGGUGGCGGCGGGCCGAGGUGAUGCCUGGGAGCCCUCUCUUGACAGCCCGGGCCGAGAAGAGUCCCUGCAGGAGGCAUCACCCAGGCUGGCAGAUCAUGGUGGCAGCAGCAGGGGUGGCUGGGAAGUGAAACGGAGCCAGAGCCAGCGGCUGAGGAGGGGCCCCAGCAGCCCCCGCAGGGCCUAUCAGGACAUGGAGUAUGAACGACGAGGUGGUCGUGGUGACAGGACUGGCCGCUAUGGAGCCACCGAUCGCUCACAGGAUGAUGGUGGGGAGACCCGAAGCCGAGACCAUGACUACCGGGACAUGGACUACCGCUCCUACCCCCGCGAGUACGGCAGCCAGGAGGGCAAGCAUGACUACGAUGACUCGUCUGAGGAGCAGAGUGCAGAGGAUUCCUACGAGGCCUCCCCGGGCUCCGAGACUCAGCGUAGGCGGCGGCGGCGGCACAGGCACAGCCCCACUGGCCCGCCAGGCUUCCCCCGAGACGGCGACUAUCGGGACCAGGACUAUCGGACCGAGCAAGGGGAGGAGGAGGAGGAGGAGGAUGAGGAGGAGGAGGAGGAGAAGGCCAGUAACAUCGUCAUGCUGAGGAUGCUGCCACAGGCAGCCACUGAGGAUGAUAUCCGUGGCCAGCUGCAGUCCCACGGUGUCCAAGCUCGGGAGGUCCGGCUGAUGCGGAACAAAUCCUCAGGUCAGAGCCGGGGCUUCGCCUUCGUCGAGUUUAGUCACUUGCAGGACGCUACACGAUGGAUGGAAGCCAAUCAGCACUCCCUCAACAUCCUGGGCCAGAAGGUGUCUAUGCACUACAGUGACCCCAAGCCCAAGAUCAAUGAGGACUGGCUGUGUAACAAGUGUGGUGUCCAGAACUUCAAACGUCGAGAGAAGUGCUUCAAAUGUGGUGUGCCCAAGUCAGAGGCAGAGCAGAAGCUGCCCCUUGGUGCAAGGCUGGAUCCACAGGCACUGCCACUGGGCGGGCGAGAGCUCAGCCAGGGCCUGCUCCCGCUGCCCCAGCCCUACCAGGCCCAGGGAGUUCUGGCAUCUCAAGCGCUGUCACAAGGCUCGGAGCCGAGCUCAGAGAAUGCCAAUGACACCAUCAUCUUGCGCAACCUGAACCCACACAGCACUAUGGACUCGAUCUUGGGGGCCCUGGCACCCUACGCGGUGCUGUCCUCCUCCAAUGUGCGUGUCAUCAAGGACAAGCAGACCCAACUGAACCGAGGCUUCGCCUUCAUCCAACUCUCCACCAUCGUGGAGGCCGCCCAACUGCUGCAGAUCCUGCAAGCCUUGCACCCACCGCUCACCAUUGACGGCAAGACCAUCAACGUUGAGUUUGCAAAGGGUUCUAAGAGGGAUAUGGCCUCCAACGAAGGCAGUCGCAUCAACGCUGCCUCUGUGGCCAGUACUGCCAUUGCUGCGGCUCAGUGGGCCAUCUCACAGGCCUCCCAGGGUGGGGAGGGUGCCUGGGCCACCCCCGAGGAGCCACCGGUCGACUACAGCUACUAUCAACAGGAUGAGGGCUAUGGCGGCAGCCAGGGCACAGACUCCCUCUAUGCCCAUGGCUACCUCAAGGGCACCAAGGGCCCUGGCAUUACUGGAACCAAAGGGGACCCAGCUGGAGCAGGUCCUGAGGCCUCUCUGGAGCCCGGGGCAGACUCUGUGUCACUACAGGCUUUUUCCCGUGCCCAGCCUGGUGCUGCCCCCGGCCUCUACCAACAAUCAGCAGCUGAGGCAAGCAGCAGCCAGGGCACUGCUGCCAACAGCCAGUCAUACACCAUCAUGUCACCUGCUGUGCUCAAAUCUGAGCUCCAGAGCCCCACCCAUCCCAGCUCUGCCCUACCACCGGCCACCAGCCCCACUGCCCAGGAGUCCUACAACCAGUACCCUGUUCCUGACGUCUCCACCUACCAGUAUGAUGAGACAUCCGGCUAUUACUAUGACCCCCAGACCGGCCUCUACUAUGAUCCCAACUCUCAGUAUUACUAUAAUGCUCAGAGCCAGCAGUACCUGUACUGGGAUGGGGAGAGGAGGACCUAUGUUCCUGCCCUGGAGCAGUCAGCUGAUGGGCAUAAAGAGACGGGGGCACCAUCGAAGGAGGGCAAAGAAAAGAAGGAGAAGCACAAGACCAAGACAGCCCAACAGAUUGCCAAGGACAUGGAACGCUGGGCACGCAGUCUCAACAAGCAAAAAGAAAACUUCAAAAACAGCUUCCAGCCCAUCAGCUCUCUGCGAGAUGAUGAAAGGCGGGAGUCAGCCACUGCAGAUGCCGGCUAUGCCAUCCUCGAGAAGAAGGGAGCGCUAGCUGAGAGACAACACACCAGCAUGGAUCUCCAGAAACUGGCCAGCGAGGACCGCCCAAGUCCACCUCGGGGGUUGGUGGCAGCCUACAGCGGGGAGAGUGACAGUGAGGAGGAGCAGGAGCGCGGGGGUCCUGAGCGAGAGGAGAAGCUCACAGACUGGCAGAAACUGGCCUGUCUUCUGUGCCGGCGCCAGUUCCCCAGCAAGGAAGCACUCAUCCGGCACCAGCAGCUCUCUGGGCUCCACAAGCAAAACCUUGAGAUUCACCGGCGAGCUCAUUUGUCAGAAAAUGAGCUAGAAGCGCUAGAGAAAAAUGACAUGGAGCAAAUGAAAUACCGGGACCGUGCAGCUGAACGCAGGGAGAAGUACGGCAUUCCCGAACCACCAGAGCCCAAGAGGAGGAAGUAUGGUGGCAUAUCCACAGCCUCUGUUGACUUUGAGCAGCCCACCCGGGAUGGGCUGGGCAGUGACAACAUUGGCAGUCGUAUGCUCCAAGCCAUGGGCUGGAAAGAAGGCAGUGGCCUGGGCCGCAAGAAGCAGGGCAUUGUCACACCCAUUGAGGCCCAAACACGAGUGCGGGGCUCUGGCCUGGGUGCCAGGGGAAGCUCCUACGGGGUCACCUCAACUGAGUCCUACAAGGAGACACUGCACAAGACAAUGGUGACCCGCUUCAAUGAGGCCCAGUGAGCAACAGCAAGAGCAUCCUCUGCAGAUGUGUGUCUAUUGGGGGGCAAAGGAGGAUGCAAUGUUGGGUGGUCUGAGGGAAGCCUUGCUCCUUUCAGCCUGCCUGCUCCCUAGGCAGAGAGGCCCUGACCCGAUCAAGCUUUGAGUUGGUGACUUUUGUUGGGAAAUUAGGCUGGAAUCUUGACCAUUUUGUAAUAAAAGCUGAAAAGCCCACAU
Molecule: messenger RNA, 3681 nt
Organism: Octodon degus (degu)
Lineage: Eukaryota; Metazoa; Chordata; Mammalia; Rodentia; Octodontidae
Gene: Rbm10
Product: RNA binding motif protein 10
Exons: 24
Coding region: 676-3468 (930 amino acids)
Biological process (GO): mRNA splicing, via spliceosome
Cellular component (GO): nucleus
Molecular function (GO): RNA binding
Source: RefSeq, a predicted model, not a curated record